Copidosoma floridanum is the source of this 987-nucleotide messenger RNA. RefSeq names its product klaroid protein-like. The record is from RefSeq and is a predicted model, not a curated record. Lineage: Eukaryota; Metazoa; Arthropoda; Insecta; Hymenoptera; Encyrtidae. Gene Ontology annotation, cellular component: meiotic nuclear membrane microtubule tethering complex; nuclear envelope. Gene Ontology annotation, molecular function: protein-membrane adaptor activity.
AUGAAUUGUCAAUGUGCUUCUGGUUUGAGCCCGAAUGAUUGUUCAACACAAGGUGGUUCUCGAAGAAAUAACAAGUAUUGCAAAUACCUCAAGCCGUUUUUCUCUUUCGUUGUCUCGGUUCUGUUGGCCUUGUCUAUGUCUCAUCUGUGCGAAAAGUACUCGACGAGCAAUUCAUUCGAAAACGUGAGAUCAGAUUUGAGUACCUUAAGGAGUAACUUGAACCUACUAAUGGAAGAGGUAAGGAUAUUGAUGGAAUCGAAAGAUGAGUUCAAAAACCAACUGACGGAGGUUAGUCUCGUGGUACCCAAACUGUCAGAAGCUAUUUUCCAUUUGAGGACUGAAAUUUCUGAGGUAAUCGAAACGCAUGCAAACAAACUAGAACAGUCAGCCGGUAACCUCAAGGAUUUGGUUAGAACAGAGCUAGAAGCUUUCAGCGAAGACCACGCCGGGAAAACCGAUUACGCUCUCGAGCUGUUAGGUGGCACGGUUUUGACGGUUAGAGAUACUCAGACUUACGACGCCGGUGCACCACAACUCAAGAUUUUCGGCAUGGCCAUUUGUGCGCAGCAGAAUACGCCACGAGCGAUUAUACAGGCAAAUACGCUGCCGGGAGAGUGCUGGGCCAUUAAGGGUGACAAAGGCGUUGCGGUGAUUCAGCUCAUAGGGCCAGUGCGCGUUUCUGGAUUCAGCCUUGAGCACAUAUCGGCGACGAUCGCGCCAACCGGGGAAACUAGCACAGCUCCAAAGGAUUUUUCAGUAUGGGGAUUGAACGAUAUCGACGAUACAAAUGGAUUUUUGUUUGGUGAAUACAGAUACGAUAAUUCUGGAGUGCGAGUUCAGUACUUUCAAGCAAAGAACGAACCUAACAAAUCUUAUGAAAUCGUCGAACUAAAAAUACACUCGAAUAGUGGUAAUACCAAAUAUACGUGUAUUUAUAGAUUUAGAGUUCAUGGUACUCUUACAUCCCAACAACGAGGUAUAAGUUGA